Messenger RNA from Symbiodinium sp. CCMP2592, 909 nucleotides. The record is from the annotation of a GenBank genome assembly. Lineage: Eukaryota; Dinophyceae; Suessiales; Symbiodiniaceae.
AUGAUGAACUCCAAACGCCAGGCCCUGCUACACCUUACGAGCUCCAAGCAUCAGACAGCCGUGCUCGAUGCAUGCUCCGACUUUUACAAGGGCAAGACUUUGGAUCUGCAGGAAGUGCAGGGCUUGUUGAAGGUACAAGUGUAUAGGGAUCUUCAUUCAGCGCACGGAUUCAAGACUGAAGAUCUUCUCGCUGAGGCAGCUGUGGAGCUUCAGAAACUGUCAAAGGUGCGGGAGAUACAUGAACACUCGCUGCGCCUGAACGCAGAUCCGGCAUGGCUGAAGGUCGAGGGCCGUAGAAAAUACGUGGAGUGGAAUGACACACUGGCCUUGCCUCCGGGAUUGGUGGAGCCUGACAUGGCGCGACGCACGCCAGCUCCAGAGUGCGCCCCAGACUUGGUGGACAUGAUGGCGCGUUGCCGCCUGCAGGCGCCUCCAGUCGCAAGGGUCCCAGCAGUGCUCCUGGCUGAUCUUCCGCGGAGAAACCCCAAGCAAAAGGGCAAGGACAUGCUGAUAGGUGCUCACAGGUAUCCUGGCGAACCUGCAAGUGGCCGUCUGGGCAUUGCCAUCAUGCGGAAGUUUGGUGUGCCGGAGUGCGACAUUGUGUGUGGCACGUCAUUUAUUCAAGCCUUUGCUGGUGAUUCACGCAGAGUCAAAGAUUCGUUCUACUUGCAGAAAUUUAAGAACACAGUUUGCGUGUUGCACGUUCCCAAGCAUUUCCACGAUCAAGACGAUGCAGGGAAUGCAGUAGAGCGCUUACUUUGUGGCGAAGCGGCAGUCUGCCAGUUUGCUGCUACGACGCUGCGGAUAGACGGCGCGAGCUUCUUCGUUACUUCAGAGGUGGACGCAGUGGACGAAUCUGGGGAGUUGCUGGAGAUCACGGGAAGGCCGUUUCCAAAGAGGGAGUCUUAG